CGGAAAGGAGCGGAGCGGACACAGGCUGCAGCGGAUGCCGGGAACCUGCAGCCAGAGUGCGGGCGGGAUGAGAGGCAGGAGUCGGGGGUCCUCCGGUUGACUGACCAGGGAGGUUUAUCUUUGCACGAGUCGUGGUUUGAGAGAAUAGACUGGAGUCCGGUGCGCGCCCACACACACACACACACACACACACACACACACACACACACACACACACACACACACAUCCACAUCCACUGACACGUCUUAAGAACAGCGGGAGAUGCAUUACGUCAUAGCCUCCCGUCGCCCUAGAUGACCGCGCGCGCAGGACGGGAUGAUGCAGGGCUGCUGGACUAGAACGGGAACGGAUUCCGCUGCUGCUCGUGAGCGCCCGGUGGCGGUGUCUCGACCGGACGAGGAAGAAGGGGAGCCGCCGUCUCGCGGCCGCUGGCUCUGAUGGCUCCUCGCGCCCCGGGCGGGAAAGAGACACAGCAGUCGCCGCGGCGCGAGAGGGAAGGGGACAGCAGGUAUCUGGGAAGUGACGUGGUAUCCGCGCCCCGCGAGAAAGCACAACGGUGCGGUUGUCGUGCAUAUCACAGGAGGGCAGGAGCGGGAAGGGGAACAUGGCCGCGCAGUCGGACGGCGGCAAAGCCGGGGUCGGGUGCGGCGGCGGCGGUUUCGCCCAGCUGUACGAUGUUGACGCUGAGGAGCCGCUGGACUCUGCCGCGAUCCACAUCUGUCAGUGCUGCCGCUCCUCCGCGUGCUACUGGGGCUGCCGCUCCGCCUGCCUCGGCUCUGUGCUUGGUGGGGGCCAGCCUGCCGGAGGGGUCGGCAUCCGGGAGACUCACUGCCCGCCCCGGGAGCAGCUGUGGCUGGACUGCCUCUGGAUCAUCCUCGCCCUCCUCGUCUUCUUCUGGGACGUUGGCACGGACCUGUGCCUGGCGAUGGACUACUACAAGAGGCAGGACUACCUCUGGUUCGGCCUCACUCUCUUCUUCGUGCUGGUGCCGUCCGUGCUGGUCCAGAUUCUGAGUUUCCGUUGGUUCGUGCAGGACUACACCGGCGGGGGGCUCGGGGAGGUGGAGGGGCUGACCAAGCGGGGCGCGGUGGCUCUGGGGUGCCUGUACCCCGGCAGGGACCGCCUGCAGCUGGCCACCAUCUGGCUGUGGCAGGCCACCAUACACAUCCUCCAGCUGGGACAAGUGUGGAGGUACAUCAGGACGCUGUAUCUGGGCGUUAUGUCGCGGCGACAGAAGGAACACCAACGGCGCUGGUACUGGGCCAUGAUGUUCGAGUACGCAGAUGUCAACAUGCUGCGGCUGCUGGAGACUUUCCUGGAGUCUGCGCCUCAGCUGGUCCUGCAGCUCUGCAUCAUGAUCCAGGAGAACCGAGCCGAGACGCUGCAGUGCAUCUCCUCCCUUGGCUCCCUCCUGUCUCUCGCCUGGGUUCUGGCCUCCUACCACAAACUCCUGCGAGAUUCUCGUGACGACCAGCGCAACAUGAGCUACCGCGGGGCGCUUCUGCACCUCUUCUGGCGCCUCUUCACUAUCUCAUCCCGUGUCCUCUCACUCGCCCUCUUCGCCUCCCUCUUUCACAUCUACUUUGGCAUCUUUGUGGUGGUCCACUGGUGCGCCAUGGCCUUCUGGGUGGUGCAUGGAGGCACUGACUUCUGUAUGUCCAAGUGGGAGGAGGUGCUUUUCAACAUGGUGGUCGGCAUUGUCUACAUCUUCUGCUGGUUUAAUGUGAAAGAGGGCCGGACGCGGCACAGAAUGGUGGCGUACUACACCGUGGUGUUGGCCGAGAACAGCAUCCUCACUGGGCUGUGGUACGCCUACAGAGACCCAGUGUUGACGGACGCCUACGCUAUCCCAGCACUGUGCAGCGUCUACCUGACAUUCGCUGGCGGCGUCCUGGUCAUGCUGCUGUACUACGGCUUCCUGCACCCUGCCACCGCCCACCUCCAGCCAAGCCCCGCCUCGUCCUGCUGCGCCCAGCUGCUUUGGGGUCUGCCCCUCCCCCCGUCAGCCCCGCCCAGUGCCCCACCCACCCCGGCCCACAUGGCCAAGUCACAGACGGAAGAGGAUGUGGCUGAGUCGUGUCUUCCCGUCUUCCAGGUGAGGUCGGCGCCCAUCACCACCAAGCCCGAGGGCCCGCUAAUAAAGAUCGACAUGCCCAGGAAGCGUUACCCAGCAUGGGACGCCCACUACGUAGACAGGCGCCUGCGGAGGACUAUAAACAUCCUGCAGUACAUAACGCCAGCUGCUGUGGGCAUCCGCUACCGUGAUGGACCCCUACUGUAUGAACUGUUGCAGUAUGAGUCCUCACUCUGACACACAGACACACACGUCAACACACACACACAUUAGUACACGUGAGCGCCAGAAAAAGACAUGUAUGUAUACAAGGAUGUUCAGAGUUAGAGAAGAUUUAGAAACACAUUCUCACAUGCACAACAUCGCACUUGAUGAUAGCACACAGACACAAAAGCAUCUUGUCACACACACACACACACACACACACACACACACACACACACACACACACACACUCACAAACACAUACACGUUCCUUGCGGGAACCUUUGACCCGUAAGUCCCAUGGCCAUGACUCAACAAGCUGCUUCAGCGCGAGUCCAUCUCUUUCUCUCUUUAUCCUUCUGUCUCUCUAUUUCCAACUCCUCUGUUCACUCUUCAUCUGUUCUCAUGAUUUAAUAUCACACGUUCGCUCUCCGCUGUGAAGAAAAAACAAACAAACAAAAAUAAUCUGAAAAAUGAGCGCAGCUUCACACCGGAGUCUUUGACCACCGCAUGCCGUUUCGUUGCGUCGCUCACACUUUCACGGGUUUCGGUAGAAUAAGAAGACGUGACACAAAGAAAGAACAAACGUCACUUUAAAUAAAAGGAGUUGUGAACAUGUUGUCGUUAGUCUAGUCAAAAGGUAGUGUAUAUAUUUUCUAUGUACAGCGGGGAUGUUUUUUUAUAUGCUGUCACAUUGUUGUCGACUGGGGACAAAGCAGUUGGACACAGAGGAUUUUGAGGGUUGGUUGAUGGAGUAGAGUCGCAGAGCAUGAUGGGAAAGAUGGAGAAAGAGAGAGUAUUGGCAUCUAAGGCGCAAAAUUUCACUCAAAGUUUGUGCUACAGGAAUAGUUUAACAUUUUGGGAAAUACGACUAUUGCCAGAGUUUGACAAGAAGAUUUUUCUCUCUCAUGUUUGUACACUAAAACAAGGAGUUGAUUAGCUUAGCUUAGCUUAGCUUAGCUUAGCAUGAAAACUGAAAGUUGUAGGAAACAGCUAGCUUAGCUCUGUUUAAAGUUAGAGAAAGGAGGGAUGAAGGGCUUUUAAUCACUCUAACGUAUUUCCCAAAAUGUCAAACUAUUCCUUUAAGAAUGCAAAGACUUAAGCAUACAUUAGCCUAGGCUACAGUUGCUAACAUUAGCUCUAAAAAUGAGACUAUGACAAGUUGUAGUGGCUCAAAUUAAGACCAAGUAACUCUAAAAUAUUUAGGGAUGUCCUGAUCAAGAUUUUUUUUUAACCCUGAUCCUGAUCUGAGUCAUUUAAUAUUGAAAAUCUGCCGAUACCAUGUCCCGAUCUGAUACUUUUAUUUUUCCAGAUAAUACAGCAGCACAGUGCGCACUUACGUGAAAUAAAGGAUCGGAUCGGGCUUUAUAAGCUCAAUAUAGCUGAUCUCGAUCAGUUAAAAAAUGCCUUUAUCGGCCCCGAUACUGAUCUUUGAGAUUGGAUCAGGACAUCCCUAAAAAUAAUGCUUUGUUAUUGCUCCUGAAUGGAUGCCACCUUCAAACUAUAUGGAACUAAAAAAUGACCGUCCCAAAAUGACUGUUAAUUGGAAGAAUUAGAGUCUGAAAAAUGUUUCAAAGCAAAACCAGCUACAUCAGCUAUACUGGCCUAGAUAGCAGAGAUAUUAGCUAAGAUACAGUUCUACAGGCCAUCUGCUAAAACAAUAAUCUGUUUAAUUGCCAAGAAGCCUAACUCAACACCUUGUCUGCUAAGUAUUAGCAUGGAGCCAACACAUUACAUUCUAAGGUAUUAGUACGGAGCUAACACACUGUAUGCUGAGGACGUUAGCAUGAAGCUGACACCUUGAAUGCUAAGGUGUUAGCACGGAGCUAACACCUUGUAUGCUAAGGUGUCAGCAUGGAGCUGACACCUUGUAUGCUAAGGUGUUAGCACGGAGCUAACACACUGUAUGCUGAGGACGUUAGCAUGAAGCUGACACCUUGAAUGCUAAGGUGUUAGCACGGAGCUAACACUUUGUAUGCUAAGGUGUCAGCAUGGAGCUGACACCUUGUAUGCUAAGGUGUUAGCAUGGCGCUAAAGCUAAAGAUCUACUAAGAACAGAUGACAGCUUUUCAUGCUACAGUUGUUAUUGCUAAACGUGUACACUAGUCAAUGUGCCAAUCUAUUUCCAUUGCCAAUAAGGUCACAUUUUAAAGUCAAACAUAGACGAAUCAAAAACACAGUGGCACCAUUAUCUUCCAGAUAAACAAAUAAAGUUGCCAGUAUUACUGAUGUACGGUUAUAUCAUAGAGCAAAUAUGAUUAAUACAGGAAGGCAGUACAUGCUUAUCACACUGUUUGGUAUGUGUGUAUGCCUUCUAGGGGUCAGACAGUUCAUCUCCAUCAUUUCCUGUUAUGCUUCGAGGGGUCAUGGGAGGUUUCUUUCGGCCUAGUGAUUCCAUCCACAGAAAAUGCUCAGUCGUGUCUGUUUGCUAGACAAUGACGAAAUGAGAAAUCGUCUCCAACAGGAAGAGCAAAUGCAAGACUAAUUAUUUUUGAGCUAUGUCUACUACAUAUUUCUGCGUGUGAUGUCUUAAUCAUGUUGGUCCCACGCUAACAGGGUGCUGCCACUGAAACUGACAUAAAACAGUUUUGGACUUUAAUCGUCACAACCCCUCUCAGUGACUUGUCUCCUCCUGUAACGAGUCCAGCAUCAACUCCUCCAAAGCCACCCACGGCUGAGCUGUGAUGUAUGGCUCAUUAUUUAUUUUUUUGUUUGUUUAUCCCUGUAAUCCAAGCUGUUACAUUGGCAGGCGACAACAAAUGAGCCGAGAUAUCAGUCAUCAGCCCGUCGACAGGAACGUUGCUCCUGAAAUCACACGCCGUCGGGGGGGGCCGCCUUAACACCGCAUGGCAGUGAGUGGAAACAAGUGUUUGGAAUGGGGUGAAAGUGUUUUUGCCGGCCAACGCUCCACACUUUUCCUCCCGUCCCGCGUUAUUGGUAGAGCAGGUGAAACCCAGCCAUGAGCCAUUUCAGAUGGUGCGGUUAGAAACUAUGAACACAAACACACACAAGCUUCUUAUUAUAGCUGCCAUCCAAGAGGAUUGCGCAGGUGAAAGGGAAAAACGUUGCAUUUGAGAGUGUAAAGAGUGUUAUAAAGGGGUACUUCAACAUUUCUCUUGUCUAGGUGUGUCAAAUUGUUGGAAUUGAACCAAUGUUAAAAGCAAGCUAGUUUUCAAUCAGUAAAACUGACCACCAAAUGUAAUUAAAUCUCAGUGAUGAAGCAAAAACUUGAGUAGUUCAUUGACAAGAAUAAUCUGACAACGAUUCUAUAUGAGCUUCAGGGGCACUCAGAGAGGGCAAACCUCCACCAAGGCCAAAUAUUCUAAGUCGCAAUGUUAACAAAAGUGAUUUGUAUCUGCUCCAAUAUGUUAUGGGUUCUUCUUUGGCCCAUUCUACACCCUUCAACCCUUCCUGAAAAUCCAGCUAGUAGGUUUUCUGUAAUCCUGCUGACAAACAAACAAACCAAACUGAAAACCUUCGGUCCUUGGUGGAGGUAAUGAAUAUUCUAUUGGACCUAAAUGAAGACAAAGCAGGCAGAAAGGAUCAAGCCAGUAUUCAUUCAUUCAGUAUUCACUCCUGUGACAUUGUCUGACUCAACGUGGACAGUUUAAAAAUAUUAAAACCUGGCACCUGCAUUACCCACAAUGCAACUUGACCACUGACAGUUCAGUUGGAGAAUUGAGUGUGUUUUAAUUGUACAGCUACUAGGAGCAGGGUACAAAGAGGGAAUCCAGACCUGCAGAUCUUUGUAGUAUUCAAACUUGUAGUCUCAGGUCCCAACUGACGCUGACUCAAGUGACAUCAAUUUAGGUAAUUAGUCAUACUCCCCAAGAGCUGCUAACAAACUUUAAUAUGUAAAAUCCGUGGAGUUCCCAUUUGAAUCAAAGCAAAGUCCAGUGUCCUAUUCUUUUGAAGGUCCAGUGUGUAGGAUUUAAGGGCAAUUAUUGGCAGAAAUUGUGUAUAACUCUUAAACCAAUGUUUUCAUUAGUGUAUAAUUACCUGAAAACAAGAAUCGUUGUGUUUUUGUAACCUUAGAAGUGGCGGAGUCCGCCAUGUUGUUUUUAAAGUAACUCAACAGAUAAAUUAAACACUGGCUCUACAUAGGGCCAUUCACAUUUUCAUGUCGGCCACCAUAGUUUAGCUACACACGUGGCACAUUGGAGAAGUUUCAGUUCUGCAACCUCACCACUAGAUGUCACUAAAUCCCUCACACUGGUCCUUUAAUCGACCCCUGAGAUUUAUCUAGCAAAACUUACCGGGGUGAAGAUGGGAAUUGUAAUUGGAAAAUUUGUUGCUGCCAAGUGAAAAAAGAAGACAACACUAAAAAUGUUGAAGUAUCCCAUUUAAGUUAGACUAACGUGAACAACGAGCGAGCUUACAUUACUUUUCCGUGGUGCUAGCCGAUUUAAAAAAAAAAAAAAAAAAGACAAAUCAGUUAAUUUGCUGCAAACUAGAUUCAGUAGGUGCGAACUCGCAACAGAAGCAGCAGCAUCGGUGUUCAUAUGGUGCAACACACUCAAGCUACAGAGUCAAUUGGCUGCUAAUCCCACUUCAUAUGGUGCAAAUAUGAAACACACAUGUACUUAAUGGUGCAAUAAGGGCAGAUUGUCUCUUUGAAUUCUAUGGUGCAACUUGAGUACUGCCUUCAGUUAUCGGCCAAGGCUGUGCCAAAGGCUCCGUCCAAACGGACAACUGCUCUUCCUGUCCUGCAGAAGCUAUGCAAGUCUCCGAUGCGAGGAGAUGUGCUUAGUGUACACGCUCACAACACAUACACCACACAAACACAAACACACACACACACACACACACACACACACACACACACACACACACACACACACACACACAGGGUUUUCCUCCACAGCAGGGAGAUAUGCUUAGUACACAAAAAAUAGUGUAACAACAUGGGCUGUGUCCCUACCUCACCGCACAUACACAAACACACACUCUCACACUAAUGUCCAAUAAUCCCUUACCCCUUUAUAAUUUGGGAACAAUAUUCAUAUGGUGCUAUUGAGUAAAGCUGGAUGGUUUUUGUAUUGUUGUGGUUACAGUGGUUUGAAGAAUUUAGCCAAAUAUGUUUAGAAAACCUGAGUGUUUCACUUUCAGAUUGAUUGAAUCGUGUCAUUCAAUCAAUCUAGGUUCCCUCAUGUAGAGAGUGUACGUAAAAACAGCAACACCUUCUGUCUCCAAGUGACACAUAAAAGCAACAAUGCCUUAUCUGCUCGACAGAAGUGGAGGUGGAACAUUUUUUUUAAGGGUGGAGAUUUGAGAUGAACUUGAGGAAGGUGGUGCUAAGUUUUGGUACACUCUAACGUGGACAUGCACUGUACAUUAAGCAUGGGUUCAGUGUGUCAGAGCACAGAAAUCAAAGGAGAACAGCACACUGUUAUAGCACAUUGUCUGAAAAAAAAAAUACCUAGAGAACACAGUCAGACAUUUUCUGUUCAGAUUGUGCUCGUGAAUUUCUUGCAUGAAUGUUUUAGACUCGAGGGAAAAUAAGCGGACGACGCAGAGGCUUAAAGGUUUGAAGAGUCACAGCUUCGUAUGUGCUUCUGGGUUGUUAAAGGGAGAUUUAUGUUCCAGAACAGCUGUCCUGCUAGCUUCUCCCUAACACUGACCUCUGACCUUUUCACCCCAAACCAUGGCCCCUUUGCACCCAGAGCUCCAGCCAAUCAGAGUUCAGGUUAAACACAGAUCAGGUCUGACACAACCAAAAAAUACAGUUGAUGCGGAAGUAUUCAUGUGUGGCGUUCAGACUCGACUGUAGCCUCAUCAUCAAACUGCAGGUAUCAUAUCUUCUUCAUUUUGUGUUUAAUCCAGACUACCUGUCAUAUCUAGUCACAAAAUCAUAGAUCCACAUUCUACAGUUGAGUCUGCACGCUAUUCAUGAAACGUCCUUCACCCAAAAACCCAGAGCCUUAGCCAGGCCCACUCUGUAGGAAAAUCCAGUCAGUGUUAUUGUAUGGCUCCACAUCCACAGCUAUGCAAGGUCACAGACAGAAAGGUUCUGGGCUUGGAUAACCUUUACAAAAAAUACCACAUCACUGUUCUCGUGUAUUCUUAUUUGUUUGUUUCUUUUGCUGUUUUUCUUUGUUUGCAAAUACGAGGAGAAGAAAGCAUGAAGUGUUACCGUGCAACAGUGCAAACUUCCCUUUUUGCAUUUGUUUAUGAUCAUUUGCUAAUCUUGCAUAUCAUUUCUAUGGACUUAGAUUACAUUUUUCUCUUUCAAGUUUGUCUGUUGAGGGGUUCAAAUUGGUCGGGAGGGAUGUAACUUUAGGGGGUAACCAGGAUGAUGCAACCUCCCGACAGAGGAAUGUGUAUCUGAUUGUGAAAAGUAAAAACAGAAAGUUAUAUUUUUGUUCUCUGGAUAAAAUGUUCCACUAUCAGGGUCUGCAAAGCAUAUGAGGCCUGUGGUUAGGCUGUGUGAGUGCGAGUGUGUGUGCGAGUGUGUGAGAGAGUGCCGUAUGUGUCAGUAAUGCUUCAUAUGCUCUUUUUAGCCAAAGUUUUACUUGCUUGGUCCAGAGCUGUGAAAUUAUUAUUACUCAUCAUGGUUUUGUAGAACUGGAGGCCAGAUGCUAAGCUGUUUCUGAUCUCAGACCAGUUUCUACCAGAUCUGAGUCCGAUGACGACUGAAAUCCUUUCCUUUCAGAAGUGAAGUGGUUUGGCACAAAUACUCAAAUUCAAUCAUGGUGAAAGAGUGGGAGGGAUUUCAGGGGUGUGACUCAGGUGUGGCUACUAUAAGCACAGGGCAGGGUCAAACUAAACCUUAACGUGGAUGUAUCUAUAAGAUGUACCAUGGGCUUUUAUUUUGUCGGGUCAUGCUUUUUCUACUGUGUUCUUCAGCUUGGGAAAAAAAAGUAGCUCUAGAGAUUUUGAUGUGCAAAAAGUACCUUUUAUUUUCUCGUGGUUGGCAUUUUGAUUGUAAAUACCUUUUUCUGGUAAUCCUCAGUUGGAUCUAUGUUCGAUGAGUUGGUUAGAUGGCUCUUUCAAAAUGUACUGAUAGUAAAUGUUCCUUAUAAAUAUCCAGAAUGUAAAAUGAGAGAAGAAAAAUAUGGCUUGACUGGAAACUGUGUUUUCGUAGGAGUCUGUGCCAUCGUGUCGUCUUGAGUAUAAGCACACUGAUAUUAGAUCUGUAGGCAGGAUGAAGUUUGGGGAGGUGGUUUGCCAGACAGCUGAGCUCUGGUUCUGUAGGACGAAUAGAUGAAUAAUGAUAGGCAAUAUUUGUCUCUGACAUUCCUCAUAAACACAAAAAAAUGUUUUGAUUAUUCUGCAAAAUAAGACCAUCACCGUAAGCAAUGAUUAGUGAAGAAAUCGUUGUGUUUAUUUAAAUGUCCAUCUUAACCUUGCAUGUUGUUGUUAAUGCUAACUGGAGCUAGCAGCUGGUUAGUUUAGCACAAAGAGUAGAAGCAGGGGGAACAGAUAGCCUGGCAAAGUUUAAAAAGCUAGCUGUUUCCACCUACUUCCAGUCAUUAUGCUAAGCUAAGCUAAGCUAAACGUCUCCAAGCUCUAGCUUUAUAUUUAGUGUAUUCUUUUAAAGAGUAAAUUCACCCCAAAAUCAAUUUCUACUCAUGGAUGAGAAGCUCGUAUUUGUGACAGCAAGAAAUGUAAACAUUAAUGGCAUCCUCUUUAGCUGAGCUGUUUCGUUAGCUAGCUCAGUCAUGCUAAGUGAGCUAGCAGUAGAUGCACUCUUCCUUCUGCACAGUGAUAGUUAGUGGGUGUAGCUCAGGAGAAAGAAACAAGUCCCUACAAGAAACUGCUCACAACGACAUCUGCGGAUUAUCUUGAGUAGAUUUGAUUUUAGGGUGAACUGUCCCAUUAAUCCUACAAGCACCACAAACUGUAGUUGGGUGGACGCCAAAACCUUAGCGACAUAUAUAUUUAAACCUGGACAAAUAAAACCAAAGCGGUCUACUUGGCUUCACACCACUAAGCAAGUUGGACAAAAGGAUUUCUUGCCAUUUGGGGGAACUAACCCUUUAAGCAAAAAUAAGAUUAAAAAGCAAUGUAGGAGCCUUUUUUGUUAAAAUGGACAUUUUUGAUGAGAUGGUCAUAUUUGCAGUGUGUAGCUACAUGCUAAACAGUUCAAUACAUAAGCACAUUUUUCAAACUUGAAGGAGGAAAUGUUCAAAGAGAAGUACUAGUGAGAGCAGGGGCUGUCUGUCUAACACCUCCCAUCUUCACUGUACAAGUGAUGGCUGCCGUCAUCGACCGUGUUCAAACCGCUCCUGCGUCAGCUCAUAAAAACACCAUUCAGGAAUCUUCUGGUCUUUGGGAGCGAUUCCCGAAUUCACACCGAAUGUUUCUGACCAACCACAAAGAGACGGGAGAGAAACGAGGAGACACAUUGUGUAUCUCUUGUUUGUCUGUGUAUUCUGUGUCUGCGAUAGUGUUAAAGCAUUCUGGGGGAAGAGUUGAAUGAUAUUUUCAAUGGCUCCAUGUGGCCAGCAUUAGGAAAUGUGUUAUUUUUGUUACAAUACCUCCUGAAAAUAAAGUCUAUUUAUCUGUGAAGAGACAAAGAUUUACAAUAAUACAGAUGACUACAUAGAAAUUAUGACAGAUUUUAAAUGAUGUAAAAACAGAUAUAAAUGAAAACAUGUACAGUUCAUUUGGUUUUGAACACGAUACAGAAAUGUAUAUGCGUCAGUAUUGAGUU
Epinephelus fuscoguttatus (brown-marbled grouper) is the source of this 10935-nucleotide messenger RNA. RefSeq names its product XK, Kell blood group complex subunit-related family, member 6a (gene xkr6a). Lineage: Eukaryota; Metazoa; Chordata; Actinopteri; Perciformes; Serranidae. The record is from RefSeq and is a predicted model, not a curated record. Gene Ontology annotation, biological process: engulfment of apoptotic cell; apoptotic process involved in development; phosphatidylserine exposure on apoptotic cell surface. The transcript is spliced from 4 exons. Bases 606 to 2312 code for a protein of 568 amino acids. Gene Ontology annotation, cellular component: plasma membrane.